AGGCGUAACCGUGCAACGCUCAAGCUCAAAUCCGCACCCAUCUUUACAUGAUCGCAUUCAUUGAAUCUUCCCUGCUGUCGACCAGAGCUUUACCCAGUAUCGAACCAGUAAAAGCAAUCGUUAAAAGCAAUGGCCAAUUACAUUCACGUUCCCGAAUGCGCGCCGCUGGUUCCUAAAUUAGACGUGACGGUGGACGAGCACGACUACAGAGCCGGAGCCCUGAAAUUGAUCAAGACGCUCAGACCCCGUUGGAAACCUUCCGAGGUCAAAAUGAAGUUUUUCACUGACGGCAUUACGAACAAGCUGAUUGGCUGUUACGUCGGUGGCUCCAUGCAGGAGGUGGUCCUGGUUCGCGUCUAUGGGAACAAGACGGAGCUUUUCGUGGACCGGGAGAACGAGGUCAAGAGCUUCCGUGUCCUCCAGGCGCAUCGGUGUGCGCCACGCCUCUACUGCACCUUCAACAACGGCCUGUGCUAUGAGUUUCUGCAGGGUAUGGCACUGGAACCCGAACAUAUCCGCAGCCCUGCCAUGUUCAGGAACAUUGCAAGGCAGAUGGCUAAGUACCACGCCAUACAUGCCCAUAAUGGUUGGGUGCCCCAAUCAGACCUCUGGAUAAAGAUGACCAAGUUCUUUUCCCUUGUGCCUUCACAUUUUAAUGACCCUGAGGACCAGAGGCUGAACAGCGAGGUCCCCAGCGCGACCUGUCUCAGAGAGGAGAUGAUCUGGCUUCAGCAGAACCUUUCUAAACUGGGUUCCCCAGUCGUUCUCUGCCACAACGAUCUGCUGUGUAAGAACAUCAUCUACAACCAAAAGGAAGGAAAUGUCAAAUUCAUUGACUACGAAUAUGCUGGGUACAAUUACCAAGCCUUUGACAUUGGGAAUCACUUCAAUGAAUUUGCAGGUCUGAAUGAGGUGGACUACAGCCUGUAUCCUGGGCGAGAACUCCAGUUGCAAUGGCUUAGGGCCUAUCUGGAGGCAUACAAAGAGUACAAAUCACUGGGCACAGACGUGUCCAAUACUGAAGUUGAGGUGCUCUAUGUGCAAGUCAACCGCUUUGCAUUGGCGUCUCAUUUCUUCUGGGGACUGUGGGCGUUAAUCCAGGCUCAGUACUCAACCAUUGACUUUGACUUCCUGGGAUACGCAGUGCUUCGUUUCAGCCAGUACUUCAAGAUGAAGCCAGAGGUCAUGUCACUGAACCUUCCAGAAUAAUCUCUCAGGUUACAGCUUGCGUUACUCUCUAGAGAAGAGCUCCCCCUGGUGGACACACAUACUAACUGGAACGCUCUUCGGUUUUGUAAACUGAACUGUAUGCACUUGUCUAAAUAUAUAUCGUUUUAGAUAAGCCCCGAUCAUCUCUGAACCCAACGCCUCAUCGAGUUGGUUCAGUGUGGUAGAAAACCAAGAACCUAAGCCCUCCACGCAUUUAUCUGCUGGUUAAGAGAGAAAGUCAUCAUCCCAGUGCCCUAUUUGUAGCGACGUUUUCAAUUGAGUGAUAUUGCCAAUCGAGCAAGCAGCCAGCAAACGACUUGCUACAAUGCACAAUAUCAUCGGCUUGGCCUUGUAUUUCCCAUAUAUGUGAAAAAGCCCUGGAGAAUCGAAAAGUAAAGAAACCCCCAGAUACCACUUCAAAUAUUAUUAUAAUAACGAAAAGGAAAGUCUGCUGGGUUGGUAUUCAGCAACCUGCUAUCACCCAAAAGGUCAUUCCUACUUGUUUACACAACUUUAAAUGGGAGAAAUCUGUGUACUGUAUAGAAAUGAUGGGUUUACUGUAUGGAUAGUUUGGUUCUGUCUAAACACUGAGCUUCGGGCCUGUCUGUUCCCACGAGGGUCGGCUUUCCGACCCAGCUUUGGGGGACCAAUAGAAGCAUCGUCUCUGUUUCUGAAUGAAGAUUAUUUCUUCAUCCUGUCACUGUGAAUUCAUAAAGUUUCUCAUCGGUUUUCUCAGCGCGGUGCUUGGGACGUUAGUAGUAGUCGGAUGAGCCGGCCACGCCAAAGUGCUGAUAUUUCUAGCUUGUAUAUAUUGCACAUUUUUCAGCGUAGACAAAAAAUACUGUUUGAAAGAAGGUUUUUAUACUUAUUUAAAUGGAGCGACAGUGACCUGCGUGCGUGUCUGGGAGGUUUCGGGAAAGCUCUUUUUAUCGGAUGUAUUCCAGAAAGGCCUUAUCGACUGUAUCGGCUGCUAGAUGCACUAAGCUAUCGAUUUAACUCGACUUGUGCCGCAACAGCAUAGCUAUGGCGCCUUUGCACAAGCUGAGAACAAAAUCAGUCCUUACUUUGUUACUUUAAAUCUGCCCCUUUUUGUUUAGUUUGCAAACAAAUUUAAGCUGUGAUUUCGGUAACACUUUAUUUGCCCCUAUCGCGCGUAUUAAGCAUCACUGUAAUAAAUCACUUUAUCAUUUAUGUAAAUUAUGUAAUUAUUUUGCAGAAAUGACAUGCAGAUAGCUCAAUAAAUGUUACGCAGUAGUUAUUUAAAGCAUAGAAAUAUAAACAGUGUCAUUUUCUAUUGCAAACCUCAGAUCUUGAGAUUUAAAGGGACAGUUCAGCCCCACACACAUUUUUUUUAAAUAAUGUUAUUAUUCACUCAACCUCAAGUUGUUACAUGUAAAAUUUCUUUGUUUUACUGAAAAUAAAGGAAGAUAUUUGUAAUAAAGCAAGAAACAGGAGCACCAUUUACUUCCAUAGUAGGAAAGAAAAAUACUAUGGAAGUCAAUGGUGCUCUAAAAUGGUUUGGUUACAAACAUUGCUCAAAAUAUCUAUAUUUGUGUUUAGCAAAACAAAAACAUUUACACAAGUUUGUAACAACUUAAGGUUGCGUAAAUGAAAUUAUUUUUAUUUUGGGGUGAACUAUCCCUUUAAAUGGACAGUUCACCCAAAAAUGAAUUUCUUUUUGUUAUCAUUUACUCACCCCCAUGUUGUUACAAAUCUGUAUAAAUAUCUUUGUUCUGAUGAACACAAAGGAAGAUAUUUGUAAUAAAGCAAGAAAUAGAAGCACCAUUGACUUCCAUAUUAGAAAACAAAAUACUAUGGAAGUCAAUGGUGCUCUAAAAUGGUUUGGUUACACACAUUGCUCAAAAUAUCUAUAUUUGUGUUCAGCAGAACAAAGACAUUACACAAGUUUAUAACAACUUAAGGUUGCGUAAAUUAAAUAAUUUUUAUUUUGGGGUGAACUAUCCCUUUAAAUGGACAGUUAACCCAAAAAUGAAUAUUUUGUCAUCAUUCACAAACCCUCGUGUUGUUACAAAUCUGUAUAAAUGUCUUUGUUUUGAUAAACACAAAGGAAGAUAUAUUUGUAAUUUCAGCAGAACAAAAACAUUUACAAAAGUUUGUAACAAAUUAAGGUUGCGUAAAUGAGAAAUUUAGUUUGGGGUGAACUAUCCCUUUAAAUGGACAGUUCACCCCGAAAAUAAAUAUUUUGUUAUCAUUUACUCACCCCCAUAUUGUUACAAAUCUGUAUAAAUAUCUUUGUUCUGAUAAACACAAAGGAACAUAUAUUUGUAAUGAAGCAGGAAACAGAAGCACCAUUGACUUCCAUAUUAGAAAAGAAACUACUAUGGAAGUCAAUGGUGCUCUAACAUGUUUUGGUUACAAAUAUUGCUCAAACACAUUCAUUUAUACAUCAAGACAAUUUGUUUUUUAAUAAAUGAAAUGAGAGAUUUUUUUUAUUUUGAGGUGCAAGAAACAGAAGCACCAUUGACUUCCAUAGUAAGAAAAAAAUGGAAGUCAAUGGUGCUCAAAAAUGGUUUAUUUACAGACUCAAAUACUCUAAAUUGCUCAAAAUAUCUUCCUUAGAGAAUUUUUAUUUUUGGGUGAACUAUGCCUUUAAGUGCUUGCCUUCGCGCCCCUGGCCGUCCUCACGUACCUCAUUUUCCUGUGUCAGUUUGCCUGUUACACACAACCACGUACAAUACUGUAAAUAUUAGAAACUGUGAAAAGCAGGCGCUAUGUAUUUUGAAGUAUGCUUCUUUUUCCACGCCAGAUCCAGUUUUGGAGCUGUCAAUCUAUCACUUACAUUUUUUGAACAGUCAUACACAUUUUUAUUUUGAUAAUGUGAAUGCAAUAUGUCCAGAAAUGAUCCUAAAUAUGAAAAUGUAUCACUUUUGCAGUUAGCUGUUAUGGAGAUUAACUGAUGAUAUCUUUGCACUCUUUAGCAUUUAUUUACAACAGCGAUGGGUAGUUUGAAACUUUCAGCCAAUUAAAAUGCAAAGUUUGGGUUAACUUUGUACAGACCUGCCUCAUGCAAGUGGUGUAUGUGUACAGCUGUAAAGAAACUGUAAAAGAAUCUUUGCUUACUUUGUGAAUAACUCAACUUUUAAAGUAGGGGAUGAGAUCCUAAAGUGUUGCAUCUUCAAAUCAUUUGAAUAGAAAUAAAAUUCUACAUAUUUUAUUUGA
Molecule: messenger RNA, 4389 nt
Organism: Misgurnus anguillicaudatus (oriental weatherfish)
Lineage: Eukaryota; Metazoa; Chordata; Actinopteri; Cypriniformes; Cobitidae
Gene: etnk1
Product: ethanolamine kinase 1
Biological process (GO): phosphatidylethanolamine biosynthetic process
Cellular component (GO): cytoplasm
Molecular function (GO): ethanolamine kinase activity
Source: RefSeq, a predicted model, not a curated record